AUGGAUCUUUCGCAUUUCCCGGGAACUUUGGGCCAGCUUCCUCUUGAGUUGGUAUGGUCAAUCCUCGAUCAACUUUUCUCUGGAACCCCUAAAGUUACAUAUAGUUCCCUUCGUGUUAUCCGCAAUCUCGCCCUCACUAGCACCAGUGCGGCUGCACACAUCGAGUCAUACAUGGCCAAUCAGUCCACACUUCAGCUCCUACGGAAUGCUGUUGAUGAUGCUAAAUGGCAUCCUUACGGCCGCGAUGAGACUAUUGAGCAUGAGGGAGAUAGGUCCUUUACAUACCUUGCUGACGCUAAAUCCGAUGAUUGCGAUGUCAUUACAGGUGCCAUUAUUGAUGAUUGUACGACCUGCUUCAAGUGGCUUCGAAAUGCCGUUCCCGUUUUAGAUGGCACGGGAGUUAAUAAGAAUGGAUGGACCUUCGUUGCCAUUGCCGGUAAUUUUCAAUCUUUGAAUAUGUUCAAGUACUUUGACACUCUUCAGUCCCCCAAUCGAUCUUGGAUUCAAAUUCUCACUCAGCCAGCUAAUAUUUAUCAAGAUAUUGCAACCGCUCUGGUGGUCAUGUCUCGCCAGCAUAAUGUGAAGUUCCUUCGAGCAGUAUUCACUAUCCUUGCCCCUCGACUCCGUGAGCUGGAUCACCCCAGUGCUCUUGAUGGUAGGCCAACCAAAGAGGAACAAUACCUCCUCUGUACGUUCCUUACCCCGGAGCUGGCUUUAGAAUUUGAGAAGGUCGAUAUGCCUCUUGACAAUGUAGAUGGUGCCUGGCCGGCACGCGGCAAUGCUUACCAUGCCGGAGCUACUAACGGUCCAGAAUUCCUCGAAUAUCUCCAUGGUAAAUCAUCUCUUGAAAAGAAUGCGCGUGACAGUGCCUUUGAAACCCCACUCCACUACGCGGUUCGUGCUAAUAGACUGGAUAGCGUUAUUUGGCUAAACGAACACGGUGCUCAUGAGGAUUAUAGUGAGUCAACGGAGAGCUCAGCAGCUCAAAUCGCGGCCCUUUCAACUACCGAAGAAAGCCUAGCAAUCCUGAAGGAGGUUCUUCCUCGACCUGGUCUGAAUGCGACUGGGUUCCUUAGUCCUGGCUCCAUGCUUGUGGCCUUGGUUGAGGGCUUUAAGAAUGCCACGGACGUCGAGGUUCCACGAGAUAUCACUCAGCUGAAGCGGCUACACGAAAGAAUUGUCAUCAAGAAGCUGGAGAUCCUAGUGGAGGCUUCAAUAAAUUGUCCUGAUAUUAUGUGCUCCACCGAACCAGAUCAUGGUAUUCCAACUUACAAAAUGGCUCUCACUCUUGCUAGAAAGGACGGGGUUGAUAAAGUGGCUACCCUCAUUGAGGAGGCGUCUAGAAAACGAGGAAUUGUGCCUGUUAUAGCUAGUAUGAAUAGCUAA
This is a messenger RNA of Penicillium malachiteum, 1386 nucleotides long. RefSeq lists its product as uncharacterized. Gene Ontology annotation, molecular function: protein binding. The transcript has a single exon. The record is from RefSeq and is a predicted model, not a curated record. NCBI's taxonomy places the organism in Eukaryota, Fungi, Ascomycota, Eurotiomycetes, Eurotiales, Aspergillaceae. The coding region runs from base 1 to 1386 and encodes 461 amino acids.